AUGGAAGCAAAAAUGAAAGCCAAAGACGAGGGCAAUGAUUUGGACGAUGCGACGUUCAUUAAUGGCCUCACUGGAUGCAGUCCCUCGAACUGGAUGGCUUCCUCCAUUACACCAGCAAGCCAACUGGCCCAUCUCUGUCACCACAUGGAGGCAAUCGACCAAAAGAAGAAAUUCUUUGUCGACAAGUGGGAGCGCAAAGAUGGUCAUGGUGGUGGAAUCUCCUGCGUUCUACAAGAUGGUGCGGUAUUUGAGAAAGCCGGUGUCAACAUCAGUGUGAUAUCAAGCGAACUUACAGAAGCAGCGCUUCAUCAAAUGCGCGAACGACUACAUUCCCUCAAAACCGACAAAAGGCUCAAAUUUGACGUCGUCGGCAUCAGUUCGGUCAACCACCCGGUAAGAACUUUAAUUAAAAGAUAUUCAUAUGAUCGCCGUGGUUGA
This is a messenger RNA of Dibothriocephalus latus, 438 nucleotides long. The record is from the annotation of a GenBank genome assembly. Lineage: Eukaryota; Metazoa; Platyhelminthes; Cestoda; Diphyllobothriidea; Diphyllobothriidae.